AUGCAAAUUUUCGUCAAGACUUUAACUGGUAAGACCAUUACCUUAGAAGUUGAAUCUUCAGACACUAUUGACAAUGUCAAGUCUAAAAUUCAAGAUAAAGAAGGUAUUCCACCUGAUCAACAAAGAUUAAUCUUUGCUGGUAAACAAUUAGAAGAUGGUAGAACUUUAUCUGAUUACAACAUCCAAAAGGAAUCUACUUUACACUUAGUCUUAAGAUUAAGAGGUGGUGGUAAGAAGAGAAAGAAGAAGGUUUACACUACCCCAAAGAAGAUUAAGCACAAGCACAGAAAGCACAAAUUAGCUGUCUUAACCUACUAUAAGGUUGAUGGUGAAGGUAAGGUUGAAAGAUUAAGAAGAGAAUGUCCUCAACCAACCUGUGGUGCUGGUGUCUUCAUGGCUAACAUGAAGGACAGACAAUACUGUGUAACCAAUAUAAAUAUGAGUGGAUUCUCAAUCUAUGAUCUAGAUGAAAAGAUUAAGGAAUAUUUAAAGCCCGAUAACUUUCUUAAGGGGAAAUCUAUUAAUGAAUUUGUAGAAAUUCUUAGUAAAGAUCAUAUUCAAAAGGGUGCUGAAGUUAAUAAAUUAGAGUAUCUUGAUCCUAAACCAUAUAUAAGAACAUUUGAAUCUACAUUACGAGAACUUAAACAAUUGCAACUGAGACAAGAACAAAUAAGACAAAAGAGUGAAUCAGAAGUAUCAUCAGUUGAAUUAAAACAUAGUGAACAAGUACUUAAAUUAACUGAUAGAUUCUCAAAUUCAAUUAAUAAUUUUGCUAUAUUAGAUAGUAAUAUAUCAGAAGUAUCAGUUAGAAUUAAUCCAUUGGCCAAUUCCUUAAAUAAAAUCACCAGUUCUCGAGAUCAAUCAACUGAAACCAUUUUUUUAAUUCGAGCUUAUCAUGGAUUUUAUACUAAAGAAAAGUAUGAACCUCUAGAAACUUUAAGAACAAGUAAAUCAUUUGAUAAUAGAAUACGAUGUGCUAAAGUUGUAGCCAAUUUAUUAACUUUGGCUAAAAAGAUUGAAUCACCUGAAUUAUCUAAAACUACUAAAUGUAGUUUAGCAAUACAAAAGUAUAGUGAAAAUAUGGAAAGAGCCCUUUUAAAUAAAUUUGAAGUGGCAUUAGAUGGUGAUAAUUUUGAUAUUUUAAAUGAAAUAUCCAAAAUUUUAUUUGCAUUUAAUGGUGGAGUAAGUGUAGUACAAACUUAUAUUAGUAAAAGUGAUAUUUUUCCUCCUGAAGAAAUGGAAAUUAAUUCAAUUCUUGAUAAUGAAACUAUUUGGGCUAAAUUAUCAGAUCCUAAAUUUGGUGAAAUAAUUAAAGAUCCUUCAACUGAAGAAAUAUUAAAUUUUGCCAGUGCAGUAAUAAAGGGUAGAGCCAGAGAAGCACAAAGGAUAUUUGAAGAUCCAGUUCAAGUAGUUAAAAUCUUUAUUCAAAGAGUUUAUGCUCAAAUCAUUCAAAAUAAAGUAUCAACUUUAUUACAAUUUUCAUUAUCAGUAAGUUCAUUAGCUCAUGUUCGAAUAUUACAUACAUUAUAUAUAUUAGUAGGAGAUUUUACUAAAGAAUUAAAGAAUUUUGUUACAGUUGAAGAAUUCGAUAAAGAUGAUGAAUUAAGUUCAAUAUUAGAUCAAUCAUAUUAUGAUAUAUUUAUUGAAUAUACUUCUGAUCAAAUUUAUAUUGGCAGAGAAAAGAAGAAUUUAGAAGAAUUAAUUUUUGGAGUGGUUCAUUCUUUUCAUACAUAUAAUGAACGAGCUAUAACUACUAAUGCAUUAUCUACAAAGAUUGAUAAUUUAGAUAGUCUUGAAAUUCGGAAUUCUGAACAAGCAGCAGGUCAUGGAGAUAAAUUUGGAUUUAAAUUUUUAGAAAGGAAACGAUUAAAUCAAUUCCGAGAUUAUGUUAAAGCUAAAUUAACUGAUAGAAAUUCUGUUGAUUUUGAAAAUAAUCUUCCUGAUUUUACCACUAAAAAUAUUAAUAUUAAUCAAGUAGAAAUUAUAUUAAAAUCAGCUAUUGAAUCAAUAGCUAGGAUACUUGAAUUAGUUCCAAAUAAAGUACCAGAAUAUUCUUUAGAAAUAUUAGAAAUUCUUUUAUUUGAUUUCGGUAGACUUUAUGUGGGAGGAGGUUUAGAAGUAAUUUAUGAUCAUCUUAAACAAGAAAGUAUUAGUUCAAAAGUUAAUUCCAAUUCAUCAUUUGAUCUUAAUUAUUUAACAACUUUCAAUCUUGUUAGUGAAGUAUUAUUUUUAAUAUCUUCAUGUAUUAAAAAGAUUAUAUUACCAUGUUCAAUUAAUACUCCUAAUAUUAAAAAUAGAAUGAUUAAUUUAACUAAUAGUUAUGUUUCCAGAUGUGAAUUAUCAUUAAAUAUAAUUUUAACAGAAACUUUAGAAGUUAUAGCAAAUAAAAUUACUUACUUUUUAACUAAACAAAAGAAGAAAGAUUUUUAUUGUGAUACAAUUGAAGAUGAUACUGAAGCUUGUGAAGAUAUUAGUGAAUUUCUUAUAGCAAUUUAUACUCAAGCUUCUUCAAGUUUAAAUGGUAAGAAUUUAGAUUCUUUCCUUAAUAAGAUUGGAAUCAAUUUCUUAAAUCAAUUAUUAGAACAUUAUAAAAAGUUUACGGUUAAUUCUACUGGUGGAAUUGUUCUUACUAAAGAUGUAAUUAGAUAUCAAUCGAUUAUUGAUAAAUGGGGUAAUGGUGAAUUAUCAGAGAAUUUCCAAUUAUUAAAGGAAAUUGGUAAUUUGUUUACCGUUAGAGCUGAUUUAAUAAAUUCUUUAGUUACUGAAGGUCAAUUGGCUAAUUUAAAACCAUAUACUGUAAGACAAUAUGUUUCUAAACGAGCUGAUUUUAAUCCUCGAGUAUUGGAAAGAUUUCUAAGCAUAAAGCGUUAG
Scheffersomyces amazonensis is the source of this 2871-nucleotide messenger RNA. RefSeq names its product exocyst subunit (gene SEC10). Gene Ontology annotation, molecular function: structural constituent of ribosome; protein binding. Gene Ontology annotation, biological process: Golgi to plasma membrane transport; exocytosis; translation. The transcript has 2 exons. Lineage: Eukaryota; Fungi; Ascomycota; Pichiomycetes; Serinales; Debaryomycetaceae. The coding region runs from base 1 to 2871 and encodes 956 amino acids. The record is from RefSeq and is a predicted model, not a curated record. Gene Ontology annotation, cellular component: ribosome; cytoplasm; exocyst.